Molecule: messenger RNA, 291 nt
Organism: Parnassius mnemosyne (clouded apollo)
Lineage: Eukaryota; Metazoa; Arthropoda; Insecta; Lepidoptera; Papilionidae
Source: the annotation of a GenBank genome assembly
AUGGCAUCCAACAGGUCGAAAAAGAUGAUAGAGCUUGUUCAGCUUCGAAAGCCGGCGCCACAACGGGCAACACAAGUUAGAGAACAUGAAUCGGUGCCAUCAACUGAAGUGAAGAUGUUAGCUGAUAUAACAAACAAGCCCGAAAAUCAGCGUUACUCAACGUACAGCAAUAUUUUGAAAUUUUGGAAUCGGCUUCAGUCAGUAAUGAAAAUCAUCUUCAUAACAUCACAGUUAUUCAGGAUUGCACUGAUGGGAGACAUUCAAAAUCUGAAAAUAGCGAUGUCGAUUUAA